AUGAAGAAGAGCAAGUAUGACUUUCUUUGGUAUGUCUAUGUAUUCCAUGGGCAUAAAAUCCAUAAGUUCUAUGGUAAAGAAGGGAUGCAGCAGCAGGCCAAUCUUGAUGAGAAAUGGAGUUUCCGAUGCAAUUCGAGGCAUAGGGAAGCAAGUCAAAAGUGUACUCGUUGGGAUGUAAUUUCGCAGACCUGCUUCGCUCUGACCAAGGAAGAUACUGACAAAACGGUUGGGAGAGAGAGACUACCAGAGAAGAGAAAGAAAGAGGGAGAUGGGAGAGCACCCUGCUGCGACAAGGCGACGGUGAAGAAGGGGCCAUGGUCACCGGAGGAGGAUGCAACGCUCAAGAACUACAUCGAGGAGCAUGGCACUGGGGGCAACUGGAUUGCGCUGCCACACAAGAUAGGGCUGAAGAGGUGUGGGAAGAGCUGCAGGCUGAGGUGGCUCAAUUACCUGAGGCCCAACAUAAAGCAUGGCGAUUUCACCCCAGAGGAGGACAGCAUCAUCUGCAGCCUCUACAUUAGCAUAGGGAGCAGGUGGUCCAUCAUUGCCGCACAGCUGCCGGGGAGGACUGACAACGAUGUGAAGAACUACUGGAACACCAAGCUGAAGAAGAGGCUCCUGGGGCGGCGCAAGGACCACCUCCGCCAGAGCGCGGCUGUCGUGACCGAGGCAGCGUCCACCGGCGAGAACAUGAACGACGGUGAACCUGCGGCGCUGAGUGCGUCGGCCAUGGAAAGGAUCCAGCUCUGCAUGCAGCUGCAGAACCCGCUGCUGGGCGCCCACCACAACCCCCUGAUGUGGCCCGGCUGCAGCAGCAGGGCUAGUACCCAAAGCAACAACAGCUUCAACAGCAACAGCAGCUGCGUGACAAUAGCCGAACAAGGGCAGUCGUCCAGCUCGCUGAACGAGCACCUGAUGAUGAAUGCGCAGCUGGAGGGUGCUGCUGCCAUAGACAACAGCCUCGCCUCGCCGUCGAGCGCGGAGAACUCCAACAUGAUCAGCAUGGAGGCCGAGCUUGAAGAACUGCUCUACGGUGAGAACAAGGCCGCCGGCAUGGUCGACGGCGGCGGUGCGCAGCAGGUGGAUGUGGACUGGUGGAGCUAUGACCAGGCAGCUGGAAAGUCACCUGUGGGUUGCUGGGACUUCACCCCUGAAACCAACACGGUGUUCCUGGACUACGCAUCGGUUUAUGACAUCUAG
Messenger RNA from Miscanthus lutarioriparius, 1200 nucleotides. Lineage: Eukaryota; Viridiplantae; Streptophyta; Magnoliopsida; Poales; Poaceae. The record is from the annotation of a GenBank genome assembly.